Messenger RNA from Telopea speciosissima, 750 nucleotides. RefSeq names its product trafficking protein particle complex subunit 1-like. The coding region runs from base 46 to 552 and encodes 168 amino acids. Gene Ontology annotation, cellular component: TRAPP complex. Gene Ontology annotation, biological process: endoplasmic reticulum to Golgi vesicle-mediated transport. Lineage: Eukaryota; Viridiplantae; Streptophyta; Magnoliopsida; Proteales; Proteaceae. The transcript has 5 exons. The record is from RefSeq and is a predicted model, not a curated record.
UUAACUUUUGCAAAUCAUGAUUGGUUUACCAGUUAGGGAGGAAGAAUGCAGUUUUUUGGAGGAUCAGAGAUCAGCCCGUCACCGCCAGCACCGACUGGAUCAGGAAACAAUGCUCAUAUGAUGUACAUUUUCAACAGGAAUGGGGUGUGUUUGCUGUAUAGGGAAUGGAACCGCCCCCUGAGGACCCUGAACGCUAACCAGGACCACAAGCUCAUGUUUGGUCUCCUAUUUUCCCUCAAAUCUUUCACUGCUAAGAUGGAUCCCACUAGUGUUGAGAAAGGGAAUCUUGGGGUGCCUCAAUUACCAGGACAAGGUUGUUCUUUUCAUAGCUUUCGUUCAAACACAUACAAACUGAGUUUUAUGGAGAGUCCCUCUGGGAUAAAGAUAAUCUUGGUUACUCACCCCAAAACUGGCGAUCUACGGGAAUCCCUGAAGUACAUCUACAACUUGUAUGUGGAAUAUGUUACUAAGAAUCCACUUUAUACUCCAGCAACUCCAAUUAGAUGCGAGUUGUUCAAUGCGUCUCUUGAUCAAUAUGUGAAGAACCUAUAAUGAGAAUGCGGAGAUCGAGAUACGAAAAUCAGCAACAUAAUUUGAUUUAAUUGAUGGAUGGGGAGAAGCUUAAGGUGUCUUGUGUCCGUUUGUAUGGUGCGUUGAUUUUGUAUGGCAACUGGGACCUACAACCUAGUGCAACUCUUACUUGUCUAUUCUAUAUUUUGUUUUUGUGAAAUGUAGUUAUCAUGUCUAUUA